UCAUAACCUGAAUCUUAUGAAUAAAAACAGCUCAUUGUUUACUUAGCAAACAUGAGACUUGACAAAAAACAGAGUUGUUAAUAGUAUGAACCCGAAGACAACAACUAUAAAUCCGAUCCCUCCAAGAAUUUCUGCAAUAUGUGGCUUCCUAUGGAUUAAGAAUAUAGCAAUCAUGCAACAAAGGAAACCCACCAAGUCAACAACCAAGAUAGAAUCUAGGAAGAUCUUAUUCAGGAAAUGAUGGGGAUGUUGGCCACUGCAACGGAAGCCAAUACAAGCUGCAGUUGUUUGGACUGUGACCAUGAUGAACAUCUUUGCUAGUUUGGAUAUGUUCGACCUCCAAUUCCUAUCUUCACCUCCACUUUCCACAUCACCUCGGUCUUCUCCUCCAUCUCCCCCUCCUCGUCCAGCUCCACCUUCGCCUCCACCUCCAUCUCUCCCUUCGCCUCCGCCUACUGCACCUUCUCCACUUUCACCUUCUCUAUCACCUUCACCUAUGUCUAACCUUACACUAUUGCCUUCAAUAUUACUGCCAACUACGACAACACUUAAGUGCUGCUCAUCAGGGCGCUCUUCGGGAGACUGCAAUGCUUCAUUGUCGUUGAAGCUCACUCGAUUUGAAUUCAUGGAUGACCAUGGAUCAUGAGUUGGUACGAGAUUUAGAAAAACCAGAACGCUUGGCAACCUCACAAUGUAGUCCAAUAGCA
Molecule: messenger RNA, 707 nt
Organism: Quercus lobata
Lineage: Eukaryota; Viridiplantae; Streptophyta; Magnoliopsida; Fagales; Fagaceae
Product: proline-rich receptor-like protein kinase PERK2
Exons: 1
Coding region: 302-646 (114 amino acids)
Source: RefSeq, a predicted model, not a curated record